Messenger RNA from Plasmopara halstedii, 954 nucleotides. RefSeq names its product guanine nucleotide-binding protein subunit beta-like protein. NCBI's taxonomy places the organism in Eukaryota, Oomycota, Peronosporomycetes, Peronosporales, Peronosporaceae. The record is from RefSeq and is a predicted model, not a curated record. The transcript has a single exon. Gene Ontology annotation, cellular component: cytosol; nucleus. Bases 1 to 954 code for a protein of 317 amino acids. Gene Ontology annotation, molecular function: protein kinase C binding; ribosome binding; translation regulator activity. Gene Ontology annotation, biological process: rescue of stalled cytosolic ribosome; positive regulation of protein phosphorylation.
AUGGCCGAAACUAGCAUCUACCCACGCGCCGAGCUUGACGGUCAUAACGGCAAAGCCGUGACUGCCAUCGCUACAACCCGCGAGAACCCAAACCUUCUUCUUACAGCUUCACGUGACAAGUCGUUGCUCGUGUGGCAGUUGUCGAAUGAUGGCGAGGAGUAUGGCUUUGCUCGUCGUCGUCUUCAGGGCCACUCUCACUAUGUAGAGGACGUUGUGAUCUCAUCGGACGGCCAGUUUGCCCUUUCAGGCUCAUGGGACGGCACAUUGCGUCUUUGGGACUUAAACACAGGCAUCACAACUCGUCGGUUUGUAGGACACACCAAGGACGUGCUCUCUGUGGCCUUCAGCGCUGAUAACCGUCAGAUCGUCUCUGGCUCGCGGGACAAGACUGUUAAACUAUGGAAUACUCUGGGUGAAUGCAAGUACACGAUCACGGAGGACGGUCACACAGAGUGGGUUUCAUGUGUUCGUUUCUCGCCUUCGACCGCGAACCCACUCAUUGUGUCGUGUGGUUGGGACAAGGUCGUUAAGAUCUGGAACCUCUCGAACUGCAAGCUCCGUACCAAUCUCUUUGGCCACGAGGGCUACCUCAACACAGUGACUGUGUCUCCAGAUGGAUCGAUCUGUGCUUCCGGUGGUAAGGAUGGCACUGCCAACCUUUGGGACUUGAACGAGGGCAAACGUCUCUACUCGCUAGUGGCCGGUGAUGUCAUUCAUGCCCUGAUCUUUUCGCCUAACCGUUACUGGCUAUGUGCUGCUACUACGUCGGGCAUUAAGAUCUGGGACCUUGAGUCCAAGAUCGUCGUGCACGAUUUGCAGCCGGAUAUCGAGGAGCCUAAGGGCAAGUACGCUCAGCUUCCCCAUUGUAUCUCACUCGCCUGGUCGGCUGAUGGCUCGGUGCUCUUCUCUGGAUACACGGAUGGUAUUGUCCGUGUUUGGGCCGUGGGGAACUAA